AUGGUAUCAUCUCAAGUUUUAAUAGUGUCUUCUGUUUCUUCAAGAUUAAUUAAGAAUGACAAUUUGAAAACAUAUUCCCUUCUAUGGAUCGAUAAUUUAGUCAAUUCGAAUGAGCUUCAUAACGUUCAACAGAAACUUUGCUUGGCUAUUGAUCAUUUAAGAGUAUUUGAAAAUGCUAUUGAAUGUAAAACUGAUAUUCGCCAAUCAAAAGAUGAUCAAAUUCUAUUAAUCGUCAAUGGACAACUGGGAUUUGCCAUUGUUCCUUUGAGUGAUACACCGAUACAAAUCAGUUCCAUAUAUGUCUGUUAUUUAAAUUUAAGUAGCCAUCAUGAAUUAGCAUUAAAAUUUACCAAGAUUCCGGCAACUGUUACAGAUUUAUAUGAACUAAUUGAGAAGAUCAAAAUGAAUCGAAAGAGUACAGACAAAUGGUUCAAUGAAAAUCUACUUAUCAAUGUAUGUAAUUCUGUUUCCAAUGAAGAACGUUCAUCAACAAAUAUCAAUGGUAGUUUUCUUCAUUUCCAACUUCUUAUUGAUGGUCUAUUACGUAAGCCAUAUGAUCAAACAAGUCGAAAUAAAUUUUUCGAUCUAUGCAAAAAAGAAUAUCAAGACAAUUACCAACAAUUAUCCAUAAUUAAAGAAUUCGAAGAAUUCUACGUUCCGGAACAAGCUCUCUAUUGGUAUUCAGGACAUGCAUUUCUCUAUGAAAUGCUCAAUAAAGCUCUACGAAGUCAAAAUAUUAACGUUUUAUUUCUAUAUCGGUUCUUUAUUCAAGAUUUAUAUAAACAACUAGAAAACUUACAAUGGCAACAAGAUCAAAAAUCAAUUCGUGUUUAUCGAGGUCAAUAUAUGUCAAGAGAAGAAUUACAUCUGUUGAAAGAAUCUAAAGGACAAUUUAUAUCGAUGAAUUCAUUUCUAUCAACAAGUCUUGAUCGAGAAAUAUCUCGUAUGUUCGUUUCACCUAAACAUGAAGAUCUUUGCAGUGUUCUAUUCGAAAUCGAUGUUGAUCCGUAUUUAUCUUAUGAAGCAAAGCCAUUUGCUAAUAUUAGUUCACAAAGUCAAUUCAAAGAUGAACAAGAAAUUCUAUUUAUGAUUGGAACCAUCUUUCGUCUUGUUAACAUUCGACAAGAGAACGAAAUUACUGUCAUUCAAAUGGAACUAUGUAAUGAAAAUUAUGAUGAUGAUAAUAUGAAGCUUCUUUUAGAACUUAUGCAAAUAAAAAAUGGUGAAUAUCAUGAAUGUUUUUCAUUUGGUCAUGUAUUGCGUAUAGCAAGAAUGUAUGAUUUAGCAGAACAAUUCUAUAAACGAAUGUUAAAUGAACUGGAAAACGAUCAUCCAUUGGUUGCCGAACUUUGGGGUAGUAUAGGACUUGUAAAAAGAGCAAAUGGAGAGAUAGAGAACAGUGCUCAAUGGCUAAGCAAAUCUUUGGAAAAGUAUGAACAAAUGGGAGAUCGUACAGGAAUUGCUAGAUGUCUACAAAAUCUGGCUCUUAUUCAUCAAAUGAAAGGAGAACUUAAUCAAGCCAUCGAUAAAUGUAGUCGAGCAUUGAAUAUCUUUCAUGAGCUGCCUGGUAAUCAAGAGAAGUCAAUUGCUCGUUGCUUUCUUAAUUUAGGUAAUACUUAUUUCGAGCAACACAAGCUCACUGAAGCGCUUCAAUUUUAUAUGAUUGCACUAGAUAUUCGAAUAAGAAUUUUACCAUACAUGCAUUCUGAUAUUGCAAGAACGAUUAACAAUAUAGGUAAUGCUUAUUUUCUAAAGGGCGAACAUGAUUGUGCCCUUCAGUCUUUUGAACAAGCGUUGGAUAUCUUUAAAAUAUCGUUGCCAUCCGAACAUCCUUCCAUUGCCACAACUUACUACAAUAUGGGUGUAUGUUACGCAUUCAAGUAUGACUAUCAACGAUCAUUAGUCUUUUUAAAUAGAGCGUAUUCGAUUCGUCGCAAUAUACUUUCACCGGAUCAUCCAAACGUCCAUCAAUGUGCCGAUACUAUCGAUUUUGUCAAACAAAAACAAUUCCAAGAAAAAUAG
This is a messenger RNA of Rotaria sp. Silwood1, 2022 nucleotides long. Lineage: Eukaryota; Metazoa; Rotifera; Eurotatoria; Philodinida; Philodinidae. The record is from the annotation of a GenBank genome assembly.